AUGGGACGCACUGGAAAAUUGAAGAAAAAGUCCACUUCCCUGAAUUCUCGUGCUGCCCGCCGAGAGACGUCGCCUUCUGCCGAUGUCGACAAAUCGCUAAGAUCGAUGCCUCGGAUUGAGGCAUCGUCGAAAUCACCGGCGAUCCAUGCAGUUCAUGCGAGCGCUGGUAUAUCUAAGAAAAAGUCGAAGACGAAGGCAAUAUCGCGAGCACAGCGAUUGCGCCAGCAAAAGAAUAUCGAGAGGGCGGAAGCUGUACUGGAUCAACUCGAAAAUAAGGUCGCGAAAAGCGCCGGGAGAGCAAAGAUCGUAAAAGCUCGCAGUGCACAAUGGGAAGACUUGAACAGCAAGAACAACAUAGCGACCAAAAUUCUCCAACAAGCCGAAGACAGUGAUGAUGAGCAAGUUGAUCUACAGCAGUCUUCUGAGGGUGCCACAAAUGCAAACCGCUCCGUUUUUGCACAACCUGGAGAUUCUAUUCCUCCUGCGGAACACGGAACUAUUGAUGAAGAUGACGAAAUUACCUGA
Molecule: messenger RNA, 525 nt
Organism: Talaromyces proteolyticus
Lineage: Eukaryota; Fungi; Ascomycota; Eurotiomycetes; Eurotiales; Trichocomaceae
Product: Alb1-domain-containing protein
Exons: 3
Coding region: 1-525 (174 amino acids)
Biological process (GO): ribosomal large subunit export from nucleus
Cellular component (GO): nucleolus; preribosome, large subunit precursor
Source: RefSeq, a predicted model, not a curated record